Trypanosoma rangeli is the source of this 1035-nucleotide messenger RNA. RefSeq lists its product as uncharacterized. Bases 1 to 1035 code for a protein of 344 amino acids. The record is from RefSeq and is a predicted model, not a curated record. NCBI's taxonomy places the organism in Eukaryota, Euglenozoa, Kinetoplastea, Trypanosomatida, Trypanosomatidae. The transcript has a single exon.
AUGCAGUUCGUCGUGGUAGAUGGCGCCUGGCCGGUGGUUCCCUGUGCGAUUUCUCGCUCCCAACUCCUGGCACGUGCAGUGAGGGACAGCGACCUCGGCGAGGAAGGCGGUGGCCGCUUCUUGCUCCCAGGCAGCGCCCUGGUCACGUUAUGCCAAGAGGUAUUGGACGCCUGUGCUACGAGAAGCCAAGCCCCUCCAAACCUCAAGGCGUUGGACGUUGCCCUCUUGCAUGCUCCGCACAGUGGCUCGCCGGGAGCUCUUUGCCUUUACGCACCGACGAGUGUGGGGCAACAGCGUUUUGCAGUGGAAGAUCUCGCUGGGUCAGAAUGCUUGCUGGCAUUCACCGCACACCGGGAGUCUCUCAUCUCUGUGGCCUUACUGUCCGGUGUGAGGCCUACCCACAAGGAGAGAGACGACGCCACAAGGCCUUCUGCACGACGCCCGGAGACACGGAGUGGGAGCGACAUUCGUGAGGUGUCAGGGUCGAAGGCAGCUAGACUCGCAGGACGCAGCGUCCCUGCCCUACGGAAGUUUACACGCGCAGAAACGUACUUCACUUCGGUUGCAUCGACGACGCAGAGGGACUUUGCGGUGGUGAACGAGCUGCUUCUGUUGGGAACGAUCCGCGUGAACGAGCGUGUGGAGUCGUUUGUCUGCAGCGUGUGUGGGAACUUGCCGUGGCGAACGAUGACGACGUCAUGCUGCGGGGCGGUGGUGUGCGCUGUGUGUGCCCCGACGUUGUCGUCAUCGUCGGUCCUCGGAGAGGAGGUGGUGUGCGCUGUGUGUGGUGAGGUGCCUCUCACAAAUCCCGAGGCCCACGUGAGCCGCGACGCGGAGGUGAUGCGGUUGGUACGGGAGCUCCGCGUGUUGUACCGUCCGCAGCUCUCUGUGGCUGCGUGUCGCACCCUUCCGAGUGGGAGUCAGCCCCCUCCCACACCGUUCACGGUGCACCACGCAGGGUUGCCGCUACCGCUGUGCGACACGAGUGGGCCAACAGCUUCCGUGCUUGGGUCUUUGUUUUUGGGGUCAUCGUGA